AACAUGAGCUACGGUUUUGGCGGCAACGAUGGAUUCCCUCCCGGUGGGGGCGGUCCAGGAGGCCUCUUCGCUCACCUAAUGGGCAACAUCGGCGGGCGCCGUAGCGCUGCUCACAGCUACGAUGACUAUUUCAAGGCGUUCUCGGUGGCAACCAUGCCCCACGGACAUGAUCGCCCUCAACUCAUGUAUGGCGGCAAGAUCAUCAUGCCCCCCUCCGCGCUCGCGCGUCUCACGUCUCUCGAUAUCGAUGGGCCGUGGACCUUCUGCCUACGCAAUCCUCGGAACCCUCACAUCAACCAGACGCAUGCUGGUGUGCUGGAAUUUAUUGCCGACGAAGGGAUCGUGUACCUGCCGGCCUGGAUGAUGCAGACUUUGCAGUUGAACGAAGGCGACCCAGUGCGCCUCACUGGCGCGGAGCUGCCGAAGGGCAAGUUUGUCAAGAUUCAGGCGCAGUCUGUCGACUUCCUCCAGGUGUCGGACCCCAAGGCUGUGAGCAGCCUGGAGUCGGCCCUCCGCGCGUACUCUGCUCUCACCAAGGGUGACAUUAUCGAGAUCACCUACAACUCGCUCGUCUUCGAGUUCCUCGUAAUGGAGACGCAGCCUGAAGGGACUGGCAUAUCCAUCAUUGACACGGAUCUGGAAGUUGACUUUGCGCCGCCGAAGGGGUACGUUGAGCCAGAACGUAAGGCGCCAGCUCCACCCCCCACAAUGGCGGACAAGCUCAAGAUUGAUACGGCGUCGAUGGAGACUUCGCGCCCACAGUCUUCCCUAUCCAUCCGCACGUCGGGUUCAGGAGACAACGCUGUCGAAAGCUUUACUGGUGUCGGGCACAGCCUCAGCGGCAAGCGUGUCCGAGGAAAGGGCUUAGCAAAGAAGAUCGAGGAGGUGGACCCCGCCAGUAAAAUCAACCGCAACCUCGGGCCUCGCAUCAUCACACCCGACAACAUCGAAGGCGACCGCAAGGUUCCUGGGCCGCUCAUUUUGCCCGCGGGCAAGUUCUUCUUUGGCUUCAAGUACGUGCCCUUCGAUCCCAAGAAGGCGCCCAAGAAGCCGGAAGAGGGUGUCGUCGUUGCGCCGUCCCCAUUCCAAGGGCAGGGUAAUUCUCUGCGCAAGGGAGCUGUGAACAACGCCGCGGCUUCCGCAUCUGCUCCUUCUCCGACGAAGCCCGAGGACGACGACUCCAAGCCCGACCCAUGGGCAAACCUUGGUAGCGGAAACACUCUGAGCGGGCGCAAGCGCACAGCGGAGAAAUCAUCGGAACACAAGAUCACAUCUCCACAGCAGCAGGCGCGUGACGACGUUAUAGACGCAACGAUGCUGGAUGAGGACGACUUCAUGUUCGGAGAAGACUACGAUGACGACGAUUACAUUGAGGUUGACUCGGACUAGUCAUGGUGUCAACUGCCACCUAAUGACGGCUGGCGAGGGAUCUACGCGUACAUAAUGUAUAUGGGGGGCAUCCUCGGUGAGGGGCCCACGUCACAGCAUAGGAGAUGUCCAACAACCCGGGGCUCGUAUGCAUGUAACACUAGACUGUGACAAUAGUUUUGC
Molecule: messenger RNA, 1551 nt
Organism: Cutaneotrichosporon oleaginosum
Lineage: Eukaryota; Fungi; Basidiomycota; Tremellomycetes; Trichosporonales; Trichosporonaceae
Cellular component (GO): VCP-NPL4-UFD1 AAA ATPase complex
Molecular function (GO): polyubiquitin modification-dependent protein binding
Source: RefSeq, a predicted model, not a curated record